AUGAAUUUCUACUACACGUGGGCACAUGCGAACCACGACGAUCUGUACAAAGUGAGAAAGCGUCGGAAUAAAUGUGAAUGGACGCGUCUGGAUUAUUGUCAGUUUGCAGAUAUUAUGAUGUACACGUUGCUACCCAUUCUAUUGGCACAUUCAAUUGGUGGAAGUGCAGAUGAAUCCACGACGGCUUCUAGUGGCUCUUUCGUCGGCAAAGUAUACGAUAAUGAUGAAGAAAUAGAUCUCUGCGAAACCCCGGGGAAACUAAACGAGUCGCUUUAUUGCUACACCAGCACUAUCAAUUAUCAGAGGCUGGACCUUGAGGUACUGAGCGAAGAUCCUAUUCUUGUUGUAUUCAGAAAAUUUGCCACCAACAAGUACGUCUCAGAUUUUCUCGCGGAUGCAGAAGUGAUGCACCCUAACGGAAGUUACUCCGAUCACGUACUUAGGAAAGUUAAUGGCGCGGCGAUCAAUCAUGAAGAAACAAGUGGAGUGGCGAAAAUGUUCGGAAGAGUAAAGACUAUGUUACCUUCCGUUAAUUUUGAGAUCAGUGAGCCAUGGCAGGUCCUCCUAUACAAUAGUGGAGGAUAUUGCGCACUUCAUUACGAUUAUCUCAACUACUCCUCGCCGAAAGAGUGGGACACAUGGAGACGAGACUAUGGAGAUCGAUUCGCAACUUUCCUGCUGGUGCUUCAACCAGCAAUUAAAGGAGGAGGGACCGUUUUCCCCUUAUUAGGUGCAACAGUCAUGCCUUCAUCAGGAGAUGCACUGUUCUGGACAAACAUGAACGCAAGGGAAGAAGUGGAUCUUGAUAGUCUACACGGUGGUUGCGCUGUCUGGGAAGGUGAAAAAGUGACAGCUGCGCUGUGGAUCCGAGCCAAUGGACAGGAUCUUAUCCGAUCCGCACGGCAAAAUGGCAGGAUGGACAUCAGAAAAUUAGGCUUUACAAUGAAUCUCGUUUGCCUUAUCGCAAUUCAAAUUGCAAUUGGGAUAGAUUUUGUGUUAUCCUAUGAAAUUCACGGUUGGCGAGACGACUAUCGAGAAUGGUGCCUGGUCCCACAAUCCCAAGACGAUCCAAGUGGAAUGAUGUUCGUGUGCUUAUCCUAUGUAUGGAACUUCGCGCAUGUACAUGUGGAACUGUUAAGCUUCGAACCUGUGAUCAUCGUCUAUAGAAACUUCAUACCACGUUCAAAUGUGAAGGCGUUUUUGAAGGACAUUGAUGAGAAAAAGGUAACUUUACAAAAACUCUAG
Molecule: messenger RNA, 1245 nt
Organism: Ostertagia ostertagi
Lineage: Eukaryota; Metazoa; Nematoda; Chromadorea; Rhabditida; Trichostrongylidae
Source: the annotation of a GenBank genome assembly